Messenger RNA from Caenorhabditis briggsae, 1746 nucleotides. The transcript is spliced from 7 exons. Gene Ontology annotation, cellular component: membrane. Gene Ontology annotation, molecular function: ligand-gated sodium channel activity. Gene Ontology annotation, biological process: sodium ion transmembrane transport. The record is from RefSeq and is a predicted model, not a curated record. Lineage: Eukaryota; Metazoa; Nematoda; Chromadorea; Rhabditida; Rhabditidae. Bases 1 to 1746 code for a protein of 581 amino acids.
AUGGGAGCAAAGGUAAAAGACCAGACAUCCGUCGAGAUGCACGAUGUCAAUGAGCCACGACAUGCUCAUCCAGAAGAUGACAAGCCGUCGUCAUGGAAAGAUGCGUUGUUCGGAAGACGUGCAAGGAAGUACGCAUUCAUCUUUAUCGUCGCUUUCUUGGCUGUUCUUACUGUUAAAGACGUCUUCGACCUGUUCGAGGAAUACUUUGAGUAUCCAAAGGAAUCAGACAUCAACAUUGUGUUCAACGAGUCUAUGACCAUGCCAAAUGUCACUUUCUGCAUGUCUCGAGCGCAAGCUUGGUCUCAUUUCAAACUGAAUCUCAGUGCUCCAGCUGACGAGUGGGACGCCGUUGUUGAUGAAAGUCUUGCCAAUAUGACUGACCAUGAUGCCUUCAUGAAGCAACCAUGGGACUAUCGACUUGUAAUGGAAGCAUACGAUAUGAUAGCAACAUACAGCAGUUUGGAGAGAGAAACCACUGCUCAUGGAUCAGCUCGUUCGAUUCAUGUGUUCAAGAACUCUCCGAGACUCGCAGCAAAGAGAAAGACAUUCAAGAAAUGGAGAGAUAUUCUUGACUCCCGUCGUAUCACUUUCGAUGAAUUCACACAGAAAACUGGUAUUGAAGUUCUCCGUCGUUCCAUGCAAAGAUUCAGAAGAAGAACAUUCGAUGACGACGAUACUGUCAUCAAGACGAAGCUCAGAAUCUCAUGGAUUUCACAGAUGCAAAUUUGCUACCAACCAGAAUUUGACAAAGAUAACUUCAAAACCAUCGAUGAUCAAGGAGUAUUCUUUGACAUGUUGCUAUCCCACAAUGCAGAGAACACAGAAGGACAAAAGAUCGACUGCAUGUCUGUUGAUUUCCACGGAAGACCAUCUUCAUUGAACAGAUUCAUGGAAGGAAAGGGACGGUCUAGAGAUGGAUUCAUUGAUGAGCUCUGUUUGGGACAACGUCACGAAGUUACCGCUCAUGUGACUGCACUCUAUCAGAUGUUAGAGAACGACGAGGAAGGAACAAGAUGUCGUGAUGUCGAAGAUGGAGAGGAUAGUGAAUUCAAUUGCCGAUCCAGAUGCCGUAUGGAGAUGAUUCGAGACGCAUGCCACUGUACACCACUUUCAUUGAGUUACUUGGCCAAGAAAGAGGAUAUGGAGAUCUUCCCUCUCUGUGACUACACACAAUGCACAGUCGAUGUUCAAAAAGGCAACUAUUCCGACACAGAAUGCGCUAACAAGUGCUUCCCCGAUUGCCGUCAAAUCAGAUUCGAAGUUGAUCACUCUGUGAAGGGACGUAUGCUUCGUCCAGACUUGACACUUGUCGAGCUUUCAUGGGGACCAUUCGAGUAUUUGACUAUGGAACAACAAUGGAAAUACACUCCAACCACUUUCAUUGCCGCUCUGGGAGGAUCCAUUGGAAUGUGGCUAGGACUUUCGAUUCUUUCUCUUAUUCAGCUAGUCACAUACUCCUACACAUAUUUCACUAAGAAGAUUGUGAACGAAAAGAUCCUCAAAAAGGGAAAUACGUUCGACAGAAGGGAUGGAGAAGAUGAGGAUGGUGACUUCACAAUCGACAACGGAACCGAGAGAAAGAAGAUGUCACUGGCGGAAAAUCCAUUCGCCGAGUUCUUCCCUGGAGGAUCUCCCGAACAGCCCAAGAAGGGUGGAUCUAAGCCAAACUCACGUCAAGCAUCGCUCGAUAAGGAAGGUGGAAACUCCCAAGGAUACAGUGCAAAUCCCAAAGGCACCCGAUCCUAA